Molecule: messenger RNA, 735 nt
Organism: Letharia lupina
Lineage: Eukaryota; Fungi; Ascomycota; Lecanoromycetes; Lecanorales; Parmeliaceae
Exons: 2
Coding region: 1-735 (244 amino acids)
Source: RefSeq, a predicted model, not a curated record
AUGGCUCCCGCUGCUACUACCAGGUCUAAGAACGCGGCCAAACGAGUCACCCCCGCCUCCAAGGUCAUCAAAAAGACCUCCAAGGCGGCCAAGAAGGCCCCUAAGGCCAAGAAGGCCACCAAGGCCAAAACACCUCCCCCCCGCGAAGAGAUCGUCGUAUACAAAACGUCAUCGAGUACCAUUAGCCCGGACGAGAUCGAAGAAACGCCCCCAUCUACCGUCAAAGUAGAUCUUCAGGAAUUAAUAGCCCAGCUGUCUAAGGUCCAAGAGGAGCGAAAUCAUCGCCAUCGCCACGAGGGCCGGGUUUAUAAGUCACGCCGCCACCACCACCGCCACCGCCGCAGCCAUCGUCAUCGUCACUCAAACACAUCGGAUUCGAACUCGUCCGACUCUGAGUCGGACUGGGAGGAAAGAAGAGGGGUCCCUUUUCGUCACGCAGAAGAUAAGAAGCCCUCUCUUAGUAUAGCUGAAACGUUCCGAAGUGUGGACGUCGAGUACUUCAAGCAAAUCUUCUUCGGGACCUUCAAGACCAAAAACUUCGCCAAACUGGCCCACAUGCACACUACCCCGGCCAAGGAGGAUAAGGACGUCAAUGGCCAUAACCACAUGCAAACAGAGAGUCGGAUCAGUCUCUCCGUCACACCACCCUCCAGCACUCAAGGCCCCCCUUCCGGCACAAGACGUCAAGACGACUCCUCACCAACGCAGAACGAGUACGACACCAAGACAAAGUGA